UUUCAUGUCCCCUCUCUCCCCAUUUCUCUAAUUGUAACAAUCUUGUCGUUUUUCCCUUUCUUUUCAAUCCAUAAUUCUCCAUAGUAAUCGAACCAGUUACUGUUUACCAUGUACUCGGAGAUCACACCGUAUGCAUCUACCCUUUUUUACUUUUAUGGGUGUUUGUUGGAUUUGAAUAUUCGAGAAUAAAUCUCGUCGGUGUAGAAGCUUGAAAGUUUAGAGCCAACCCCAUGUGCCGACUCUGCUCUAGCAAUUAGCCUGACUGAAGAAAACAAAAUUUAAUCCAAUAAGCGGGCGUUUCAUGAACAACCCACUAAAAAACGCGCGGCAAAUGCUUGUUUUACACUGUUCAGGACCUUACGUACAACAAAUCACUUUCAGACCAAUUCUGGCCAGGAGUUAAUGAAAAAUCUGCACGAAUUUCAACCAUGGCGACUGUACUGUCUCUACGUCUGUGUCUUCUGUAGGAUCAAUUCUUCGGGAACCCAGAGGAAGGAGAUAUUCUGGGAUCUGAGUUUUUUGGGUUCCCUUUUUUUUUCCUUGUCAAUCUCAAGAUCCCAAUUUCGUAAGCUAAAAACUUGCAGUUUUCACUUGUAAUGAUGAGCCAUUUGUUAUUUUAUCUGAUUUGCUUCCUCUCUCUCGUGGGAAUCUCCCACGGAUCUUACUACACUGAGCAAGAGAGAGAUAGGAUCACCCAAUUGCCAGGGCAGCCAAAGAAUGUGGAUUUUGCCCAGUAUUCUGGCUAUGUUACUGUGGAUAAGCAAGCUGGGAGGGCAUUGUUUUAUUGGCUGACCGAGGCGCCAACUAGCCGUGUACCGAAUUCAAGGCCUCUUGUAUUGUGGUUGAAUGGUGGCCCUGGUUGCUCUUCUGUUGCCUAUGGAGCAGCUGAAGAAAUUGGACCUUUCCACAUUAAGUCUGAUGGGAGGACCCUUUACUUGAAUCAAUAUGCUUGGAACAAUUUAGCAAAUUUGCUGUUCCUAGAAUCCCCAGCUGGUGUUGGCUUUUCCUACUCCAAUACUACAUCAGAUUUGUACAUUGUAGGAGACCAGAAAACAGCUGAAGAUGCAUACAAUUUUUUAGUCAAUUGGUUUGAAAGGUUUCCUCAGUACAAGCACCGAGAUUUUUAUAUUGCUGGAGAGAGUUAUGCAGGUCACUAUGUUCCUCAGCUAUCACAGUUAAUUUAUGAAAGAAAUAAGGGAAUUCAGAAUCCAGUUAUAAAUUUCAAGGGAUUUAUGGUGGGGAAUGCUGUCACUGAUGACUACCAUGACUUUGUUGGCACAUUCGAGUACUGGUGGACUCAUGGUCUGAUAUCUGAUUUGACCUAUCGACUGCUACGACGUGCGUGUGAUUUUGGAUCCUCUCAGCACCCAUCAGUAGAAUGCAAGAAAGCUCUUUUAGUUGCAGAGCUCGAACAAGGAAAUAUCGAUCCAUAUAGCAUUUACACUAAGCCGUGCAAUGGUACUGGAUCUUUGAGGCAUAACCUGAGGGGCCAUUAUCCAUGGAUGUCCAGAGCAUAUGAUCCAUGCACUGAGAGGUACUCUGUCACGUACUUCAAUCACCCCGAUGUUCAGAAGGCGUUCCAUGCUAAUGUAACUGGGAUUAUUUACCCAUGGAGUACAUGCAGUAAUCUUGUUGGGACCUACUGGGCCGAUUCUCCGCUCUCUAUGCUUCCUAUAUAUCAAGAACUGAUUAAUGCUGGUCUCAGAAUUUGGGUAUACAGCGGUGACACUGAUUCAGUGGUUCCCGUGACAGCAACACGAUAUUCCAUCGAUGCUUUAAAACUCCCAACUGUAAGCAACUGGUAUCCCUGGUAUGACCAUGGAAAGGUAGGUGGAUGGAGCCAAAUAUACAAAGGGCUGACAUUCGUUACUGUGGCUGGAGCGGGUCAUGAGGUCCCGCUCCACCGUCCUCGUCAAGCAUUCAUUCUUUUUAGAUCAUUUUUGGAGAAUAAGCCGAUGCCACGUUGAAGAUAAGCAUAGUUAAAUUUAUAGCAAAAGAAGAAUAGAACGGUUUUCUGUACAGAAGAUCUCGGGAAAAAGACCAGAGUGUGAGAAGCAUUCGUCUUGAGUGCCAUUAUUCUUGCAUCGAAUAUCAUCAUUCUUAUCUUAUUGUCUCUCCAUUCUUUCAGCAAAUGUAUUGUCAUUCAGCAGACAAUUGUAUCAAUAAGGUAACAUCAUCUAAUUGUUUGUGGAGUACCAAAAUCUCACUUCUAGAGCACUUUCUUCAUGAUCUUAUUCCUUGACAGGAUUGAACAACUUUUGCUGAUUGCAUUCAUUAAUAACAGUUAAAGAGAAGAGACCCGAGGUUUCGGUUUCGGUUUUUGGCUUUA
Molecule: messenger RNA, 2329 nt
Organism: Momordica charantia (bitter melon)
Lineage: Eukaryota; Viridiplantae; Streptophyta; Magnoliopsida; Cucurbitales; Cucurbitaceae
Product: serine carboxypeptidase-like 27
Biological process (GO): proteolysis
Cellular component (GO): vacuole
Molecular function (GO): serine-type carboxypeptidase activity
Source: RefSeq, a predicted model, not a curated record